Harpia harpyja (harpy eagle) is the source of this 4445-nucleotide messenger RNA. RefSeq names its product pyruvate dehydrogenase phosphatase catalytic subunit 1 (gene PDP1). NCBI's taxonomy places the organism in Eukaryota, Metazoa, Chordata, Aves, Accipitriformes, Accipitridae. Bases 379 to 2091 code for a protein of 570 amino acids. Gene Ontology annotation, molecular function: protein serine/threonine phosphatase activity; cation binding. Gene Ontology annotation, biological process: protein dephosphorylation. The transcript is spliced from 2 exons. The record is from RefSeq and is a predicted model, not a curated record.
CCUGAGGGGAUAGCGGGCUUCGCCGCGGCGACGCCCAGCGCUGGCGGGCGGGCCCUGCCCGCGGCGAGCGGGAGCGGCGCCUCGCCUCUGCCGGAAGGGAGAGCGGGGCCGGCGGGGGGCUCGGUGCCCGGCGGGGCGGCGGGUGUGGGCGCUGGCUGCCGAGCUCUCCGCGGGCGGCUCCGGGCGCGCCGUUGCGGGGCUGGCUCGCUCCCAUCGCCGGGCGGGCGGCGGCGGCUCCGGGCGCCCGCUGACGGGCUGCGUGCGUGUGUGCGUGUCUCCUUGUCUCUGUCGUUCCCCCCUCCGUGUCGGAGCUCUCCGUCCUCUCUAACAAACUCUCUGCCUUGCUUCUCCCCCGUCCCCCGGGCUUCUGCUUUGUGGAUGUUGGCGGCUUCUUGUUGUGACAGGAGAAUGUGUGUGUGUCCUGGGCCCAGGCGGAUCGCAAUUCCAGUCCGAAGCUCCAGGCUACCAUUGUUGUCUGAUGCCAUGCCAGCACCAGCUCAUCUGUUUCCACUGAUUCGUAACUGUGAGAUUAGCAGAAUAUGCAGUACUGUAUGUUACUGCCACCAUAAACAUCUCUGUUGUUUAUCAUCUCAUUUUGCUCACAGUCACUUCAGAUAUGCACCUCAGAAGAAAUUUGUGGCACUUUAUAGGCCAAAGGAGAACUUUAAUCACUUUAUUCACGUGAGGGAUUAUGCUUCUACGCCACAGAGAUUUUACCUCACUCCUCCACAGGUCAACAGCAUUCUGAAGGCAAAUGAAUACAGUUUUAAAGUUCCAGAAUUUGAUGGUAAAAAUGUAAGUUCUGUUCUUGGCUUCGAUAGCAACCAGUUGCCUGCUAAUGCUCCGAUAGAAGACCGGAGGAGUGCUGCCACUUGCUUACAGACAAGAGGGAUGCUUCUGGGUGUGUUUGAUGGCCAUGCAGGUUGUGCUUGUGCUCAAGCUGUCAGUGAAAGACUGUUUUACUAUAUUGCUGUCUCUUUGUUACCUCAUGAGACUUUACUUGAAAUAGAAAAUGCUGUGGAAAGUGGCAGAGCUCUAUUGCCCAUUUUACAGUGGCACAAGCAUCCCAAUGAUUAUUUUAGCAAAGAAGCUUCCAAGCUUUACUUCAAUAGUCUAAGAACUUACUGGCAGGAGCUCAUUGAUCUCAACAGCGGAGAGACUACUGAUGUGAAAGAAGCUUUAAUCAAUGCUUUUAAGAGGCUUGAUAAUGAUAUUUCUUUGGAAGCUCAAGUAGGAGAUCCAAAUUCUUUUCUCAACUACCUAGUACUGCGAGUAGCAUUUUCUGGUGCAACUGCCUGUGUGGCCCAUGUGGAUGGUGUUGACUUGCACAUUGCAAACACAGGUGACAGUAGGGCAAUGCUUGGGGUUCAGGAAGAAGAUGGGUCUUGGUCUGCAGUUAAUCUGUCCUAUGACCACAAUGCACAAAAUGAACAUGAAGUGGAACGUGUGAAAAUGGAGCAUCCAAAGUCUGAAGAGAAAAGUCUUGUGAAACAAGAUCGACUCUUAGGUCUCCUGAUGCCUUUCAGAGCUUUUGGUGAUGUGAAGUUUAAAUGGAGUAUUGAACUACAGAAGAGAGUAGUAGAAUCAGGCCCAGAUCAGCUGAAUGACAAUGAAUAUACAAAGUUUAUUCCUCCAAACUAUCACACUCCCCCAUACCUCACAGCUGAGCCAGAAGUUAUACAUCACAAAUUACGGCCACAGGAUAAGUUCCUGGUUUUGGCCACAGAUGGGCUGUGGGAGACUAUGCAUAGGCAAGAUGUGGCUAGAAUUGUAGGGGAGUACCUCACCGGUGUUCACCAUCAGCAGCCAAUAGCUGUUGGUGGCUAUAAGGUAACUUUGGGACAGAUGCAUGGUCUCUUAACAGAAAGGAGAGCAAGAAUCUCUUCAGUAUUUGAAGAUCAGAAUGCAGCAACUCACCUGAUACGUCAUGCAGUGGGUAACAAUGAGUUUGGCACUGUGGAUCAUGAGCGACUGUCCAAGAUGCUUAGUCUUCCAGAAGAGCUUGCUCGAAUGUAUAGAGAUGACAUUACAAUUAUUGUGGUGCAGUUCAACUCACAUGUUAUAGGUGCAUGUCAAAAUGAGGAACUGUGAAUUUAACAUAGUGAACUAGUUACCAAAGUUGUAACAAUGGCCAGUAUGAGCAGCAAGUAAAAAACAACCAGCCAAUAAUAAAGCCCCCAAAACCCCUCAGCAAACAAAUCGGUUGCUUGCUAGAUACACCAUAUCUAUUGUUCCUGCCUUCCCCUGGAGCUCUAAAUACAUGGGAAGUGCUGUUGACCUAAUACAAAUUUGAAGAGGAUGUCAUAGCUUGGGAAAAGGUUUUUGUAAUAACUUUGCACUAUUGAUUUCAUUAAUGUUGCUAGAAGAAUAUCUUGAAUUUGGCAGACUCGGAUGAGGGAGGGAAGGAGGAUAAAGAAUUAACUAUCAAAGAUCUGGCUGUUCAAGAAACAAAGCCUGUUUAUAAAUAGCUGUAAAUAUCUACACAUUAUCUUAAAAGAAAAGAUGAGUAAAAAGGAGUAUUGUUGAAUUCUUACAGGGCUAAUUUGUGCAAAGUAGAUAUGUUUUUUUGUGAAUACUACUGUUUCUUUCAAGCAGAAGGUCACUUUAACCAAGUAAAUCUUCAGUGUAACAAAGUUGUCCCUCUUUCAUAUAGACAAUGUCAUUCACUUAAGUAUAUUUGUCUAAGUGUUGACUUUCAAUGCAGGUCUAAGCCAUAAUCAAUACCUGAGAUUCUGUUACAGCUUAAUCAUAUCUUAUGCGCAGUAACUUCUACACUUCUUGUGCAUCAAUAGUUGCUUGGCUGUGGGUUUCUGCACAACUUGUAGGGCAAUAAUACAUUACAACCUGCAGUAAGAUAUGAGAUAACUUCGUGGAGGACUUUAGUUUGCAGUAUGAAGAAACUUGCAGACUUUCAGAAAUUCACUGUUGUUCAUCAAGACUGUGUUGGCUUUCCUAAAGGUCAUGUCCUUCAUGGACUCCACCCCUGUCUGGUAUUACUUAUCUGGGAAAUAAAUUUUCACCUGAAAAGAUCAGGAGGUCAUUGCUAACCUCUUUGUAGCUUUGUAAUUUGCACUCAUUGUCACUUUGGCUAUUUCAAAUCAUCACAUACUGGAUGUCUUGCACUUGAACUCAUAUUUGUAAGUUGGGUUAAAAAUUACAAAUUACAAAAAAUUGAAAUACGGCUUGUAAAUAGUGUUUUAGUUGGGAAGCUAACUGGCAUGCAUGUGUAUGUUUAAUGCCUUUUUCUAGCAAGUCUUUAUUAGCAGCUCUGUAUUUCUGGACAGCUGCUGUAUGCAUGUUCUUACAGUCCAGAAUGCUAUCACAGAGCAAUAUCUGAAAUGGGUCUCUUUGGCUUGUAAUGGUUGAAGUUGAACUUAAGAUUGGCUAUAACUUGUGUGCCUGAAGUUGUUGGACUUGUAACUCUAAAAAGUAGGGACUGACAACAAAUUUAUUGGUCAUCAUUGCAUCUAUUUCAGAUAUGUUGCAUUGUAUACAGAUUUAUUUUAACCUGCCCAUAGGUUAAAAACUGAAAUGCUGGCUGAAAUACCAGCCCUUGAUGACUGAGAGAACACAUGUAACUUGAUUCCUGUGUUUUAGAGAACAAUGGUAGGUCAGCAUAUUUCACUUUACAAAGGUGUUUCAGUUAAAAUACCUCCCUAGGCUUCAUCAUAGCUAAUUAAAUCAACAUUUAAAAACCUAGCUUAUUUUGGUUAAUUGAGUAUGUGGCAUUUUCUACUAAAUACAGAUAUUGCCAAUUAAUGCUACUGUUACAUAGGGUACACUUAGUUUGAACAAUGAACCUGUGCUAUAGUAAACAUUGGCUCCUCAAAUGCACAAAUGUUAUGUGUACUUAGUGGCCUGCAGCUUCAAUAUGUCUGUUUCUUUACCCAACCUUAAAUAUCAGGAUUAAUGUUGCUGUGAGAUUAAUGAUAUCUAAGUUCACAGUCAAGAUGCAUACAACCCUUCUUUAUUUGAAGGGAAAAGGGGAACUCUAAAAUGCUUAGACAAGUACUGGCUGUUGACAUUGCUUCUGUAUGUUGUGUUUUGAUGACUGUCAUUAGCUAGGUCAAUAGACUUUAUGUUCGAUCAUUCAAAUGCAGUAUGUAUCUAAGCUGUUGCAGUAUUUAACUUUCUUACUUUUUUUACUGUUAAAGCUCUAUUACCUGUAUUGAUGUAUUUAACCUAUGAUUAUUGAUAAGGAUUUGGUACAAGUCAUAGCUAGAAGAACUGAACAUUGGUCCCAUGGAUACAACUUUUAUUGAGGAAAAGCUGCUUUUUGUAGUAAAUGUGUAUGUAUGGGGUCAGACAAAAUAAUAUUUAUGUAUUGCCUGGAGACUUGCUCAGUAUGUAUGCAGUGAACAGAAGCAGUGUAACUGCCUGCUGAACAGGUCACCUGAACAAACAUCUUUUAACAGAUUCCAAUAAAAUGAUCAAUUAUGCAGAAA